This is a messenger RNA of Penicillium odoratum, 1566 nucleotides long. RefSeq names its product cytochrome P450. The coding region runs from base 1 to 1566 and encodes 521 amino acids. Gene Ontology annotation, molecular function: oxidoreductase activity, acting on paired donors, with incorporation or reduction of molecular oxygen, reduced flavin or flavoprotein as one donor, and incorporation of one atom of oxygen; heme binding; iron ion binding. The record is from RefSeq and is a predicted model, not a curated record. Lineage: Eukaryota; Fungi; Ascomycota; Eurotiomycetes; Eurotiales; Aspergillaceae. The transcript has 2 exons.
AUGACGCCUACUUUUAUUCUAGGCUUUCUAGGUGCUGCGGUGAUCCUACAGAUCAUUCGGUUGGCUAUCAACUCAUGGCAACAUGCUCGCAAAGCUCGAUCUCUGGGCUGUGGCAGUGUGCCUCGUUUGCCCUGUAAAGAUCCGAUCGGAAUUGAAACUCUCAAACAAUCAAUGGCUGCCGACAAGACCAAAACCAUCCCUCUGCUGUCACAGCGCCGUUGCCAAAUGAUGACCGAGCAGGAAAAUCGAUUUGUCUCAACCUUCAUCAUUCGCAACCUCGGACAAGACGUGACAUUCACCAUCGACCCCAAGAACGUCCAAGCCGUGCUAGCAACUCAGUUCAAAGACUUUGAACUUGGAGCUCCCCGUCGCCGAAAUUUGAACCCCUUGCUGGGAACCGGAAUCUUCACUGCUGAUGGCCAGGAAUGGAACCACUCGCGCGGACUUCUCCGUCCGCAAUUUACCCGUGAUCAAAUCAGCCAGCUGGAGUUGGAAGAAACACAUGUGCAGAAGGCGAUGCAGGCCUUGCCGGUUGGCGCUAAUAAGUGGACUGCGGCUACCGACAUCCAGAGCAUUUUCUUCCGCCUGACCAUGGACUCUGCCACUGAGUUCCUGUUUGGAGAGAGUGUGGAGAGCCAACUUCAGGCCCUCCAAGGCCUCGAGCGUCCAGGAGACAACUUUGCCAACUACUUCGACAAGUCUCAGUGGGUCUGUACCCAGCGUGCCCGGUUCGAACGCCUUUCAUUCCUCGCAGAGACCAAGGAAGCCCGACACUCAGACAAGCAGGUCCACGCCUUUGUGGACAAGAUCGUCGCCGCCACAUUGAAGAACCUUGAAAGCGAAAAGAAGGUGCCCGAUGAAGAGAACGGCAAAUACGUUUUCCUAGAUGCUCUCGCCGCUACCACCCGUGACCCGAUCGAGCUGCGCUCCCAGUUACUCAACAUUCUACUCGCCGGUCGCGACACCACUGCUUCCCUUCUCAGCUGGACCGUUCUCUCCCUGGCACGCAACCCCGAGAUCUUCCGCAAGCUCCGUGAGGUUAUCAUCGAGACCUUCGGAACCUACUCCAACCCCCAAAACAUGACCUUCGCUGCCCUGAAAUCCUGUCAGUACCUGCAGUACUGUAUGAACGAGGCUCUCCGUCUCUACCCCGUCGUUCCUUUCAACCGUCGCUCCGCUACCCGUGACACCACCAUUCCCCGUGGCGGUGGUCCGGACGGCGAGUCUCCCGUCUACAUUCGCAAGGGCGACUCAGUCGCGUACAGCACAUUCGUCAUGCAGCGCCGCAAGGAUAUCUGGGGCCCUGACGCUGAAGAGUUCAAGCCCGAGCGCUUCGCCAAUCGCAAGGCUGGAUGGGAAUAUGUUCCGUUUAAUGGUGGCCCUCGUAUCUGUAUUGGUCAGCAAUUUGCCCUCACUGAGGCUGGGUAUGUGCUGGUUCGUUUGCUUCAGCGCUUUGACCAGAUUGAGGAUGUCAACCCUGAUCAGCCUAUUCGCUACGGAUUGACAUUGACUAUGUGCCCGGCUGAUCUGUUGACUGUCCGCAUGCACGAGGCCGAUGAUGCCUAG